CACCUUACAACAGCAGCUUAGUCUCUACUCUGUCCAAGAGGUCGCCACCGCUUUUCAGCCGUAGCGAUCGGGAAAGGUGGUAUAUAAUAAAAUUUAUUCAGGCUUUUAGCAGUCACUUAAGUUCGAGAGAGUUUUCUGCUAACAUGGGGAUUAAAACGUUCCUAACUAAAUGCUUGGACAAAGAAGUGUUUUUGUCUUAUCCGGAAAUCCUGACGGAAGCCAUUUUGGUCCUGUGGUUCGCGUGCCAAGUUUGUUUGAAAUUUGGACUGCGAGUUCUGCCUGAAUGGCACACCAGUCGCACAGAUCCUGACGCUUACAAUUCGUUCGAUUACCUGCUCGAGCUGUUUGGACAUAAGGUUAACGCCUGCUUCUGGGAUGACGUCAUGUCGGGUUGGAUGCCACCGCAUCCGCUCACCGUUAACCAUUCGGUUUCUGACAAUCUGGAUGUGACCCAUCCACCUGCAUCGAACAUUACCCUCGGUUACGUAAUUGCCCUUGUGACCGUCAUCCUUACGGCCGUCUUAAGUGUUUCGUUGUUAUUCCUGGUAUUGGUCAACCGCCACCGGCCGAGCUCCGUGCUGAAGGACCAUCUGCGGAUAUGCCAUGAAUGGGCCGAGUUUUUGCAAGACUACAGUCGUGUGCUCGGCAAAAUUGGUCUGCAGGCUUGCAUGACGAACCUGCUGUUUGCGGUGUCGGGUGCCGUCAUCUUCGUUAUUUGUUACGUGGGCUGGAUUAUCUACAGCGCAGUGCCGGUGGUGCUGGUGGCAGGAUUGGCUGUUGCAUUGCCAAUUGCUGUAUGUGGCCCAACUGCGGUGUUCCCUUGUUGUAUCUUCUUUGCUAACAUAUCGACCGUGUAUUGCGCCGGCAGAAUUUGGGGAUUGUGGAUGAAUCAGACCUGUUUUGCGCUGAUUAAAAAAGGAAUUAGGAAAUUAAACACCGCAAACCAUCCCGCGAAACUUUCAUCGAUCGCUCCGUUAGUUAAAAAGGCAUUCGCGAGACCAGACGAGUAUCAACGACAAAGAUACUGGGAAAAAGUUGCUCGCAGUUUCUUGGCCUUUUGGCUUGGAUGCGUUGCCGUGUACCACAACGUCUGGCCAUUGUAUGAGCGAUUUCCCACCGUCGUUCAAUCGCGAUACCGAGGCGCCAACUGGACAUACUGGCAUUUAGUCAAUAGCACGGGAACUUGCUCCAAAUAUGGAACACACUUCGAUCAAGAGACCGCGAUGCUGUCAUACUGGGUGGAUCUCCAGUCUGAGGAACUGCUCGCAUUUAUUUACUACAACGUCUCCACUGCGGAGCUACUGUUCAGCUUCACCCCGCCCUUUUCACCGGCCGUCGGCUGGACGUUUAUGGUGUGGUGUAGAGUGCUGUCUGGUGCUAGUGGCACACCACUAAACGUCUUGGAAUCGACGGCAAUAAUCGUCAUUGGCACCAUCGACUUGGUCCUUCUUGGAGCGCUCGUAUACCUCGUCAUCCGGGCCUGCUAUAAUAAGUGGCGUCAGCAUGUCGUUGCCCAACGAAAACUAAAAGCCACCGACAGAGAUAAUUCGUCGCAACCGUUAACUGUGAAUCUUGCGGCCGCGGAAGCCGGUAUACCGGGCAGUGCGCAAUCCGCUCGCUUGCUUGUGCCGUCUAACAAGGCGAUGGAUAGUUUUACGCGAUCCGAUAAUCCGCAAGAGCCCGUCAUUGCCGAUCACAAACUCCCGGAAGGGAAAUCCGAACAUGGUGCACGCGGGUCCAUUGUAUCUAAGGCCCUUAAGCCAGAAGGAGACAGGACAAGUUGCUUCUGUAUUUGUGUGGUGAUCGAAAACUUUUGGUUACUCGUACUGGUCGCUCACUGCUCGUCAAUCUGCCUGGUGCUCCCGUUUUCCCUGGUGGGACUGUUCCUGCCAGAACGCCUGCAGCUGCCCGGUUUUCUGCUGCUGCUGACCAUGUUCACUGUUUGGAUGUACCACCUGCUGGUGAAAUCAGCGUGGCACGCGUGUUGCUACAUGCGAUCCAUUAAAACGGAGCACAAAGGCGGCUGCAUUGGUGGUGUAAACAGCUUGGCGACGACCGAGUCCAAGCAUCCACUGUUAUCGCCCCCCAUGGAAUGAACCGGUAGUUCUUCGUCAUAAAAAUGGAUUUUCGGAUUCCCUUCUAUACUUCCGCAUAACACUGCGAUUGUGCCAAAUGCUUGAUUCCGCUCACCGGAAACCUGGAGCCCAUUGUCUGCCGCUUUUGCCCCGCCGACGAGCUUUCAUCUCCAUGAUUUCCCCGCGUGACAAAAACCGUCGCUGCUUUCACAUCCGAUUCCAUUAUACGCCAAUUGCAUGGUCUCUCCUUGUGAGGGAGUUUAACCGGCCUGCUAGUACGAAUUAAGAGAGGCCUGUUUAGUUCUGAUGGAAUUUACCCAUUACACGAUUACAUUAUAUUUUAUUACAUAAGUAAUUGUAACACCGAAUCUGCCACAUUUUAGCGAGUUCCAUAUAGAUUACGCACAGAAGAUUGGUAUGACUGUUUUUCGUGCAUUAUUGAUUCCGAUACGAAACAUAUUAUGAGAUGCGUCAUGGUAUUUCCACACAAUUUUCAUUGCACGGGCUUUCGUUGAUUGUUAUUAUCCAAUAACAUUUUCGCGUACGGUGUUUGCGACAAAUUCUCUGUCCGGCAAUCUGUCUUGUUUAUCACGCACGCAAAAUGUAGAACAGUAUUGUACAGAGCAGCGGUUAAUUGUUUGUCCUAUCAACC
This is a messenger RNA of Paramacrobiotus metropolitanus, 2727 nucleotides long. RefSeq lists its product as uncharacterized. The transcript has 6 exons. The record is from RefSeq and is a predicted model, not a curated record. Lineage: Eukaryota; Metazoa; Tardigrada; Eutardigrada; Parachela; Macrobiotidae. Bases 144 to 2096 code for a protein of 650 amino acids.